This is a messenger RNA of Cyprinodon variegatus (sheepshead minnow), 457 nucleotides long. RefSeq names its product antimicrobial peptide NK-lysin-like. The record is from RefSeq and is a predicted model, not a curated record. Bases 92 to 457 code for a protein of 121 amino acids. The transcript has 4 exons. Gene Ontology annotation, biological process: defense response to bacterium; lipid metabolic process. Lineage: Eukaryota; Metazoa; Chordata; Actinopteri; Cyprinodontiformes; Cyprinodontidae.
GCAUGCCCAGCCAUGUCUAUAUAACUCUACCUUGGUUGGGUUACAGAUAUUUCAUCUCUACUCAUGCAGUAGAUACAGCUGACAGUUAGCCAUGGAGAACUGGUCCCUCUUCCUCCUCUGCUUCUCGCUGGGUUGUUCUGUCUGGAUGAUCCAGGGAAGUCGUCUGGACGACAGGAUCGAUGAAGAGGAUCUGGGAGAACCCUGUGCAGAGGAACAAGGGCUGUCGGCUCUCUGCUGGGCAUGCAAGCUGGUAAUGAAGAAGCUGAAAAGGAUCCUCGGACCAAAUGCAACUGAAGAGAGAAUCACGACAAAGCUGAAAGUUAUCUGCAAUGAGCUGGGACUGCUAAAAUCAAGGUGCCACAGAUUUGUUGAAAAACAUCUUAGAGUCCUGGUUAAAGAACUGACAACCAAGGACGACGUAAAGACAGUUUGCAUCAAAAUACGAGCAUGUCGGUAG